CUCGUUGGCACCCGGGCGUGGCGGCCACGCAGGAUCCGGCUGCCGCUACGCAGGAGUUCUGCUUGGAGAGAGGCCGCCGAGUGAUUUCCGUGAGCUUUCUGGGCAAAAUGGAGGAAGCGCUCAUCUAAACUUGAAUUAUGCUUUCCCACGAUGACAUGAUGGUUCCCGUGCUGAGCUCCAAAAAAGCCAGCGAGCUGCCCGUCAGCGAGGUGGCGUGCGCUCUUCAGGCCAACCUUCAGUACGGGCUGGGCGAGGACGAGGUGGCUCGACGCAGGGUCUUCCACGGCUGGAACGAGUUCAACAUCGGCGAGGACGAGCCGCUGUGGAUGAAGUACAUCUCGCAGUUCAAAGAUCCGCUGAUCCUGCUGCUGCUGGCGUCGGCCGUCAUCAGCGUCCUCAUGCGGCAGUUCGACGACGCCAUCAGCAUCACCGUGGCCAUCGUCAUCGUCGUCACCGUCGCCUUCGUUCAGGAGUAUCGCUCGGAGAAGUCUCUGGAAGAGCUGGGAAAACUGGUCCCGCCGCAAUGUCACUGCAUCCGCCGAGGGCAGCUGCAGCGCGUGCUGGCCAGAGAACUGGUCCCGGGGGACACGGUCUGCCUGACGGUGGGAGAGCGGGUCCCGGCGGAUCUCCGCCUCUUCGAGGCCAGCGACCUCUCCGUGGACGAGUCCAGUCUGACGGGCGAGAAUGCGCCCUGCGCCAAGUCCACCGCGCCCCAGCCGGCCGUCGGCAACGGCGACAUCGCAUCCCGCGCCAACGUGGCCUUCAUGGGCACGCUGGUGCGCUGCGGCAAAGCCAAGGGCGUCGUCAUCGGAACCGGCGAGAACUCUGAGUUCGGGGAGGUCUUCAAGAUGAUGCAAGCGGAGGAGGCCCCCAAGACGCCGCUGCAGAAGAGCAUGGACCUGCUGGGCAAGCAGCUCUCGCUCUACUCCUUCGGCAUCAUCGGGGUCAUCAUGCUGGUGGGUUGGCUGCAGGGCAAGAGGGUCAUGGACAUGUUCACCAUCGGCGUCAGUCUGGCGGUGGCGGCCAUUCCCGAAGGUCUCCCCAUCGUGGUGACGGUGACGCUGGCCCUGGGCGUCAUGCGGAUGGUGAAGAAGAGAGCCAUCGUCAAGAAGCUCCCCAUCGUGGAGACCCUAAGCUGCUGCAACGUCAUCUGCUCGGACAAGACGGGCACGCUGACCAAGAACGAGAUGACCGUCACGCAGAUGUUCGCGUCGGACGGACUCCACGCCGAGGUGACGGGCGUGGGCUACAACGGCGCCGGAGAGGUUUUAGUGGACGGGGAAAUCGCGCACGGCUUUUCUCACCCUUCCCUCGGCAAGAUCGCGGAGGUGGGCUGCGUGUGUAACGACUCGGUCAUCCGGAACGGGACCCUGCUGGGCCGGCCCACCGAGGGGGCGCUGGUGGCCCUCGCCAUGAAGAUGGGCCUGGAGGGCGUCCGGCAGGAGUUUGUGCGUGUGGAGGAGCAUCCCUUCACGUCCGACAAAAAGUGGAUGGCGGUGCGCUGCGUUCACCGCACGCAGAAGGAUAAGGCGGGCGUGUUGUUCGUGAAGGGCGCCUACGAGCGGGUGAUCCGCUUCUGCGACUCGUACGACGGCCGAGGCGGCGCCUGUCCUCUGGACCAGCAGCGCUUGGAGCUCUACCGCCAGCAGAUCACCUACAUGGGCACCGCCGGUCUCCGAGUGUUGGCGUUUGCUUCCGGGCACGAGAUGGGAACUCUGACCUUCCUGGGCCUGGUGGGCAUCAUCGACCCGCCCAGGUCGGGGGUCAAAGAGGCGGUGGCCACGCUCAUCGGCUCGGGCGUCGCCAUCAAGAUGAUCACCGGCGACUCUCAGGAGACCGCCGCCUCCAUAGCCGGCCGUCUGGGCCUGUGGUCCAAAGGAGGCGAGUGCUUGUCGGGCGAGGAAGUCGACCGUCUGGACCUGCAGCAGCUGUCGCGGAUCGUCCCCCGAGUCUCCGUGUUCUACCGAGCCAGCCCCAGACACAAGCUCAAGAUUGUCAAGGUGAGCACAAAACCUUCGAGACGCGCAGACCGUCCUUUUGCCUUUGGCGCGCAGUCUCUGCAGAACACCGGCGCCGUGGUGGCCAUGACGGGCGACGGCGUGAACGACGCGGUGGCCCUGAAGGCGGCCGACAUCGGCGUGGCCAUGGGCCGGGCCGGAACCGACGUCUGCAAGGAGGCCGCCGACAUGAUCCUGGUGGACGACGACUUCAACACCAUCAUGUCGGCCAUCGAGGAGGGAAAAGGAAUCUACAACAACAUCAAGAACUUUGUGCGCUUCCAACUCAGCACGAGCAUCGCGGCGCUGACCCUCAUCUCCUUGGCGACGCUGAUGAACUUCCCCAACCCGCUGAACGCCAUGCAGAUCCUUUGGAUCAACAUCAUCAUGGACGGGCCGCCCGCGCAGAGUUUGGGCGUGGAGCCGGUGGACCGCGCGGUGAUCCUGAAGCCCCCCCGCAACGUUUCCGACAGCAUCAUCACCCGCGGCCUCAUCGGCAAGGUUCUGCUGUCGGCCUUGGUCAUCGUCUGCGGGACGCUCUUCGUCUUCUGGAGAGAGCUCCAGGACAACGUGAUCACCCCUCGCGACACCACCGUGACCUUCACCUGCUUCGUCUUCUUCGACAUGUUCAACGCGCUCAGCUCGCGCUCGCAGACACGCAUGGUGCACGAGAUGGGCCUGUGCAGCAACCGCACCUUCUGCCUGGCCGUGCUGGCGUCCAUCAUGGGCCAGCUGCUGGUGGUCUACUUCCCGCCGCUGCAGAGCGUCUUCCAGACCGAGAGCCUGAGCCUGUCCGACCUGCUGUCGCUGGUGGCGUUGACCUCGUCCGUGUGCGUCGUGUCGGAGGCCGUCAAGAAAGCGGAGAGGUGGCGAAGCGCGGCGCGGAGAGCGCCCUCCCCCGACUCCUUCCAUCAGGUAUGACGCAAAACGGGGCGACGGAAGGACGAAGCCCCUCGUUCUCACGCCCCCUCCCCCACCGGCGGCGGCCUCCGCCACUUCCUCCUCCUCCUCCUCCUCCUCCUCCUCCUCCCGCCGCCGCCGCCGCGUCACGGACGAUUACGGAACGACAACCGC
Molecule: messenger RNA, 3071 nt
Organism: Syngnathoides biaculeatus (alligator pipefish)
Lineage: Eukaryota; Metazoa; Chordata; Actinopteri; Syngnathiformes; Syngnathidae
Gene: atp2c1
Product: ATPase secretory pathway Ca2+ transporting 1
Exons: 26
Coding region: 138-2918 (926 amino acids)
Biological process (GO): manganese ion transport; intracellular calcium ion homeostasis; calcium ion transmembrane transport
Cellular component (GO): endoplasmic reticulum; Golgi membrane; plasma membrane
Molecular function (GO): P-type calcium transporter activity; ATP hydrolysis activity; ATP binding
Source: RefSeq, a predicted model, not a curated record